AUGCCACAUUCAGAGCUUGAGCACAGCGAAGUCCACGGCCCGCCUCUUCCAACACAGGUCCGCUCCGCUUGGGACCUUUUUGAGCAGACGGUGCGGGAGCAUCCGGACAAUCUUGCACUUGCAAGUGUUGGCCAACCACAUGAUUUGUUUGAUAUCCAGAGCAUCCCACUCUGCGCAAGUGAAAAACAGGCGCAAUAUUUGAGAUGGACAUUCAAGGAUUUGAGGGCCGGAAUUGCUCGUCUCGUUGCGGGCUUGAACGCCUCGGGCGUUAAGCACGGCGAUCUCAUUUUCACCUUCCUGCAAAAUGGUGCGGAAUUCGUUCUCACAAAAUGGGCCGCGUAUGAGAUGGGAUGCGUCCUCGUCCCCCUCAAUCCUCGCAACUUGGACAACGAGAUUGAGUUGAGGUCGAUGGUCCAGACUGCAUUCUUGGCCGGGCAAUCCAAAGCAUCCGUCGUAAUAGCCGGAACACAGGACAUAAGUAAAAGAAUCGAUUCUUUAGAGUAUUUGAGCCAGGCCAUCAAAGUCGUCGUGGGCAAUUCGGCAGUGAACGGCGGUUGGGUUACAUUCUCGAGCCUGAUGAAAGUGCGAAGUCAGAAAACGAACGGUCGCUGGCAAGAUAAUGGGAUGGCUUGGAAAAAUAGCGGUACGGUGUUGUUCACGAGCGGAACGACAAGUCUUCCCAAAGGUGUCCUCCAUCGCUACUCUGAUUAUUCCCACCACCUUGAGGGCAUCAAAAUGCUUCCAGAUCAAGGGGGACUUCCGCCUAACUCCAAGUGCUGCUGCGUGCUUCCGAACAACCAUCUCCUAGCAUUUUACAGCCACUGGAACGCCUACGCCUGGGGAGCAGCGUGGAUAUUCCCCGGCCCGGUAUUUCAGCCUGAUGAGAUGCUCACGACAUUGCGCAGGGAGCGAAUUACGCAUAUUGAUCUGGUACCCACUAUGCUGCACGCACUACUUGGUGCAGAAGGCUUACAGGAGGGCCCACUGGAGGACCUGGACUCUGUCGUCUACGCUGGGGCGGUCGUGUCUCCUGACACGAUCAGACUUACCACGGAUAUUCUGGGAGCCAACAGCGCUGAGGCGCUCUUCGGCAUGACGGAAGGUCCGGUAAUCAGGGGCGUCCCUUCGGACAAGAUCAACGCAUCUCGCGUCUCUGAUGGAGGAGUUGUCCCCGUCGGCUGGGCUGGGCCGGGCCACGCAUUUCGAGUCGCUGACCCCGAGACCAACGAAGUUGUGCCUGUGCGGCAAUUGGGAGAGCUCCAGGCCUCUGGUCCUGCCAUCGCGCACUAUGUCGGCGACACCGGUCAGAGCAGCUUCUACAUCGACUCUAAAGGCCGCAGGUGGCUGAAGACAGGGGACCAAGCCAAGGUCAACGAGGAAGGUUGCAUUUUCAUUACAGGUCGAUACAAAGACAUGAUUAUUCGUGGCGGGGAAAACAUCUCCCCGACAGCUAUCGAAACAACUAUCCGCAGAAACCCAAAGCUUGCGCGCCUUGAUCCUCAAGUCGUUGGAUUUCCAGAUCAAAUAGCCGGCGAGGUCCCCGUGGUUGUGGUCAGCUGCAGAGAGCUCAACGCAGACACCCGUGAACUUAUUCGGGCGACAGUGGCUAACGAUAUGGGGACAAUGUAUGCCCCGGCCGAGGUGUUAUCGUUGGGCCAGCUUGGCGUAACUGACUAUCCGCGGACUAUGUCCGGGAAGAUCCAAAAGGUGAAGCUAGCAAGCCUGGUGCGAAAGCAUCUCGAGCACCUAGAGCUUCCAGAGACACACUCGAAGACUGAUGAUGGCGAUGCAGCUCUGGCUGCAGCUGUAAAGGAGAUUUGGGCGAGGGCCACCGGACAGGAUGUCUCCCGCAUCCCCUUGGAUGCUCCCAUUUCCACCUUCGCGGACAGUAUCCUCAUCAUAAGGGUGCGUGGGAAAAUCAGAACCAAGACAGGGAGGACUUUGUCCAUGGCAGAGAUGAACAGUGCCAGUACCAUCGCUGGGCAGAUCGAACUGCUCAAAACCAAACAUUCUGUCAACGCUCCAAGCCCUAUUGCAGUUGCUGGCAGAAAGAGGAAGCGGGUUGAGCCUCCGAAGAUAGAAGACAUGGUACACGUCGCCAAGGACCCAAGCCUUUUCACAGCUACCAAGGAGCUGGUAUCCAAAACCUUGGCUCCCCACGGAUUGGAUUGGGAUGACGUGGAAGCAGUGUUCCCGUGCCACGAUCACUUGAAUGUUUUCCAGAGGGUCAUCGAUCCCUUGGGCAUCAACACUGGACUUUUGGCCCACAAGGCCAGCAAGGCUCAACUGCGAGCAGCCAUUGAGAAGACAUUGGCAAACAACCGCUUGAUUGGUUCGUUUGUGAUGCCGACUGUUGCGCCUUCUGGUGCCUCUAAAGACGAAUAUCUACACGUCGUGAUCCGUCCCGGCCAAAAGCUCUUCAACCUGAUUUUCGAAGACGGCGGGAAUGUAAAGACCAGAAAUGACCUGAGGGAACAAAUCCCAAUCUACCCAAACAAUACCAGAUGUCAGCGCCCUGGCCCCCUGGCCAAAGUCAGGCUCUUUUCCAUCGAUGACACCGGCACGGGCGGAGCCAUCCUUGCCACGCACCACACCAUCGUCGACGCGUUCAUGGUCCAGCUGCUCUGCGACGACCUCGAGAAGUGCCUCGCCUCAGCAGACCAGCCCCUCCGGCAACACGUCGACUUCAAGCUCUGGUCCGACAGCUACUACAGCCUGCGCACCUCGCCCGAGGCGUCAGCAGCAGUUGAAUGGCACGCCUCGCGCCUGCGCAGCCUCCCCUCACUGGAAGCCACCAUCUGGCCCGGCAUGCCGCCCCAGGAGGUAACCGAGGGCGGGGCCAUGGUGCGGCGGGUCUUCGACGCCCCCGGGAUCAAGCGCCUGCGCACCGACCACGGGCUCAUGCCUGCCACGGUGCUCAAGACGGCGCAGGCGCUGCUCAACGUCCACCGCACGGGCAGGGCGCACGCCGUCUUCUCCAACUUCGAGGCGUGCCGCGGCGGGUUCCCGUUCCUGCCGCGGAGCAUGGAGGCCCUGGGCCACUUCGACGCCGCGGACGUGUCCGGCCCCACGUUCACGAGCGUGAUCAACGUGCUCGAGGUGCUCAAGCCCGGCGAGGGCGCGCUUGGGCUGUUGCGGCGCGUGCAGGAGGACCAGGAGGAGCUGACUAGGUAUGCUGCGGCUCCGGCGCAGUUGAUCAGGGAUGCGCUGGGGCCGAAGCGUCAUCUGAUGGAGGAGAUUGUGCGGAGCCAGUGGUUUAACUGGUCUCCUGGUGUCGGGGCGUCGAUUGGUGACCCGUAUGAGAAUAUCGAGGUGCUCAACCACAACCCGACCGAGAGCUCGGCCAGGGGGGUGGGCUUGGGGGUGAGGGCGGGUGUGGGAGGUCCGGACGGCAUUACAUAUGUGGUCAUAGUCCGGACGGCGAUUCUGGACGAGAAAGAAGCAGGGCGCAUAGCAGAAGAGUUGGAAAGGCUUACACUGUGGCUAGUUAGUCCGGAAAACGAAGACAAGCCAGUGGAACAGGUUCUCAAAACUCUUUAA
Diaporthe citri is the source of this 3540-nucleotide messenger RNA. RefSeq lists its product as uncharacterized. The transcript is spliced from 5 exons. The record is from RefSeq and is a predicted model, not a curated record. Gene Ontology annotation, biological process: fatty acid metabolic process. The coding region runs from base 1 to 3540 and encodes 1179 amino acids. Lineage: Eukaryota; Fungi; Ascomycota; Sordariomycetes; Diaporthales; Diaporthaceae. Gene Ontology annotation, molecular function: medium-chain fatty acid-CoA ligase activity.